Linum tenue is the source of this 3757-nucleotide messenger RNA. NCBI's taxonomy places the organism in Eukaryota, Viridiplantae, Streptophyta, Magnoliopsida, Malpighiales, Linaceae. The record is from the annotation of a GenBank genome assembly.
CCACGAACGGGAGAAAAACAGUGGGGAAGGGAACCAUAACUAAGAUAAGGUUUUAAAGCCCUUUAUCUUCCCCCUUUCAUUUUCCCUCUUUCUCUGGUCUUUUAUCCGUUGCAGGAAGAAGGCUCUCAGUUAGCUUCCAGUCAUCCUGAGACAUUUUGACAGGGAAAAGAUACAAUCUUUCAGGGACCCUUUUCCAACAGAUAGCCAAGGUGAAUGUUGUGAUGAAGAACUGAUUCUAGCUGCUGACUGACCAAUUGCAAUUCCAAGGAAACAUGACGCCAGUAAUCCCAUGUUCUACAAGCAGAAUCGCCCUCAUUCCAGGAACUCCCCUCACAUUAAACAAGACCAAUGCUCCCACAAAAUGUAGUUUAUCCAGGAAAUCAGCAAAGCAUGCCCAAAGACUCGCCGUUUUACCCUUCCCAGCAUCCAUCAAGUCCUUGUCCAAUUACAAAACACAUCAUCAUUCUUUGGCUCACAGAAGCACAGUGCAUUCAGUAACAGUGUCAGCCACAGGCACAGACAUAGCUGUUGGAGAGCCCGAAAGUCCUGCGACAAGUGAGGAAGAUUCAAAUAAAGCCUCAGAAAUACCUGCAGAGACUGCACCAACUCAAGCUAAGCGUGCAAGACCGGGCAGAAAAAGUGAGAUGCCGCCUGUAAAGAACGAGGAUCUGGUUCCUGGGGCAAUGUUCACCGGGAAAGUAAGGUCUAUUCAACCAUUUGGAGCAUUCAUCGACUUUGGGGCUUUCACAGACGGCCUUGUACAUGUUUCCAGGCUGAGUGAUAGCUAUGUUAAGGACGUUGGAAAUGUCGUCUCAGUUGGACAAGAGGUCAAGGUGAGGUUACUUGAAGCAAACACAGAGACGGGACGUAUUUCUCUGAGUAUGCGUGACGAUGAUGAUAAUGAUGGAAAUAGUAGUAAGCCACAGCAGCAAAGGAAAGAUUAUUCUGCUUCAACAGGUGGUGGAGAUAAGCCGAGACCUGGAAGAAGAAACACACAAAGGAGUGGUCAAAAGAGGGAUGAGAAGACUGCAAAGUUUGUUAUUGGGCAGCAACUAGAUGGCACGGUUAAGAACUUGACCAGGUCUGGUGCUUUCCUCACUCUCCCUGAAGGCGAGGAAGGAUUCUUGCCUGCUUCAGAAGAAGUUAGUGAGGGAUUUGGAAACCUUAUGGGUGGUUCUCAACUAGUGAUGGGACAGGAAGUUAGUGUUAGGGUUUUGCGUAUAAAUAGAGGUCAAUUUACUUUGACGAUGAAAAAGGAGGAAGAUAAUCAGAAGGAGGAUAAGAACUUUACUCAGGGAGUUAUCCAUGCUGCAACUAAUCCGUUCCUGGUGGCUUUCAGGAAGAACAAGGAUAUAGCAGAAUUUCUUGAUGAUAGAGAGAAGUUGCAAAAAGAUGCUGAGAUUUCAGAAGAGAAGGAGCUAGAGCAGGAAGAAAUUGUAGCUUCUUCAGAGGUGGCUGUGGAAGCUAAUGAUGGUGAGAAGGAGUUGGAGCAGGAAGAAAUUGUAGCUUCUUCAGAGGUGGCUGUGGAAGCUAAUGUUGGUGAGAAGGACUUGGAGCAGGAAGAGACUGUAGCUUCUUCAGAGGUGGAGAGCAUAGAGUCUAGCUCAUCAGAAGAAGUUGAGAGUGCUGUUCAAGCUGCAGCUGAUGAUGAGCCAAUUGAAGAACCGGAGAAGAUUGAUGCAACUGUUAACGAGAUUGUAAGUGCAGAUCAAAAGGUGGAAGAACCUUCAAUUGAAGUGGUGGAAAGUGAUGGAAAUUCUGAUUCAUCUGCAGAAGCUCCUGUUGAUGAAAGUGUUGUAGAGGGUAAUGUGGAAGAGCAAAUAGAAGCAGCUGCCACACCAGUAGAUAAUGAAGUUGCCACAGAAGCUGCGGAUGAGAGUGGUAGUUUCGUUAGUUCAGGCUGUUUCUCUUGUCUGAAUACAGAUGGAGUGGAAAGUGUAGAAAGUUCUGAUCUAUCACAAACCGAAACCGAGGAAGUGGAAAAUCAAACAAUUGAAGAAGGUCCAGAGAAAGUUGAAGCCAAUGAAACUAUUUCUGCCUCUCUAGUUGAAAGUGAGAAGCAGGAUCCUGCUCCUGAGGGAAAUGGCCUCAACAGCAAUCCUUCCCCCAAAGAGACAACAACAGCAGCAGCCAUCUCACCAGCUCUGGUAAAGCAGCUCCGAGAAGAAACAGGAGCAGGAAUGAUGGACUGCAAGAAAGCACUCUCCGAGACGGGAGGUGACAUCAUUAAAGCUAUAGAAUUCCUCCGAACCAAAGGACUAGCGAGUGCAGAGAAAAAAGCCAGCAGAACAACUGCUGAGGGAAGAAUCGGGUCAUACAUUCACGACAGCAGAAUCGGCAUCCUGAUCGAGGUGAACUGCGAGACAGAUUUCGUCUCUCGAGGAGAAAUCUUCAAGGAGCUUGUGGAUGAUCUAGCCAUGCAAGUGGCCGCGUGUCCACAAGUACAAGUUGUUGCCACAGAAGAUGUUGCUGAAGCAGUUGUGAGCAAGGAGAGAGAGAUUGAGAUGCAGAAGGAAGAUUUGUUGUCGAAACCAGAGCAGAUUAGGGCUAAGAUCGUCGAAGGAAGGAUCAAGAAGAGGCUCGAUGAGCUAGCACUGUUGGAGCAGCCGUACAUCAAGAAUGAUAAGGUUUUGGUGAAGGACUGGAUCAAGCAGACAAUUGCAACCAUUGGGGAGAAUAUGAAGGUUAAGAGGUUUGUUAGGUAUAAUCUUGGUGAAGGCUUGGAGAAGAAGAGUCAGGAUUUUGCUGCUGAGGUUGCUGCACAAACCGCUGCGAAAUCUGCACCUGCACCACCAAAAGAUCAACCUGCUGCUGUAACAGAGGAGAAAGAAGCUGUUCAGAAGCCACCAGCUGCAGCAGUUUCUGCAGCACUCGUCAAGCAACUGAGGGAAGAAACAGGAGCUGGGAUGAUGGACUGCAAGAAAGCCCUUGCAGAGACAGGUGGUGAUCUGGAGAAGGCACAGGAUUAUCUCAGAAAGAAAGGACUGUCAUCCGCCGACAAGAAAUCCAGCCGUCUUGCAGCUGAAGGCCGGAUAGGUUCCUACAUUCAUGACUCUCGAAUCGGAGUGCUGAUAGAGGUCAACUGCGAGACCGACUUCGUUGGCAGGGGCGAAAUAUUCAAGGAACUGGUCGAUGAUCUGGCAAUGCAGGUCGUUGCAUGCCCACAGGUGCAGUUUGUGUCAACUGAAGAUGUGCCAAAGAGCAUUGUUGAGAAGGAGAAGGAGCUCGAGAUGCAAAGGGAGGACCUUCAGUCGAAACCAGAGAACAUAAGGGAGAAGAUUGUCGAUGGAAGGAUCUCAAAGAGGCUUGGAGAGCUUGCACUUCUAGAACAACCAUUCAUUAAGGAUGACAAAUUGCUGGUAAAGGAUUUGGUGAAGCAAACUGUUGCCAGUCUUGGCGAGAAUAUAAAAGUCCGAAGGUUCGUGAGGUUUACACUUGGAGAAGACACCGACUGAGGAAGAAGCAAAAUCCUAGGAAUGAAGAAUUUUGUUGCUUAAUGAACAGAUAAAACUGGCGUCAUGAAGCUGUUACAGAAUCUAGUUUUUGGAUGAGAAUAUAGGGUUCUCCGGAUUCUUUUUUCUUUCGUGAUCAAAGCAUGGGACUUUUCCUUCUGUAUCUCAUCAUCAAUAGUUGUUUUUCCCCUUCUAUAUUGAUACAGGCAACAAUUCUGAUACGAAUCUGCUAAAAGUGUUCCUCCAUAAAUGAUAGCAGUUGCUGCUAAAAUCAAUCCAGCAAUUACAAAAACUUGCAUUUGCUA